AAGCCAUUGAAACAUCAACACAUGCUAAGGUUUUGUUUGGAAACAUACAUAGAAACGGAAAUUUAUGUUGAUAUUCACAACUCUUGGACCAUGCUAGUGGAGAAAAAAUAGAGCACAAAAAAAACCUUCGAUGUUUGAAGUCCUUUGAGUUUUGUGGAAAACAAAAUGUCGUCGAAUACGAAUCCAUUUGGGGAACAGACAUAUCACAUGAAAGAUGAGAUGGUCGCAGAUUUCUCCGAGGCUUUUGAAAUGUACGCAAAAGGGCGUGGUUACAUUCACCAGGAUCUCUUGAAAGAAAUACUGGAACUUGUAGAACAGCCAAUGCCUGAGGAUGAGAUUAGCGAUAUCAUUGAAACAAUGUGUAAAGGUAGUAAUAGAUUAGAUUUAGAGAGCUUCCUGCAAAUAAUGACCCACAAAAUGCGAUCCAGUGAUCCAAUCGAACAGCUUCGAGACGCCUUCAAAGAGAUUGAUGCUGAUGGGAGCGGAUCCAUAGACCGCGCCGAACUGAAGGAGAUGAUGAUGAAGAUGAUGUCUAACGACUACACUGAAGAGGAGAUCGAUUCGAUGAUCGACAAGGCAGAUUUAGACGGUGAUGGAGAAAUCGACUUUGAAGAAUUUGUAGCAAUGAUGAAUGAUGUUAAUGGAUAAACUGGAUUCCCCUGCAUCUUUUCAUAUCCUUUGGCGUUCUUCUGUUACUAGUGGUGAACUAAAGGACCAAUAUUUAACUGACUGACAAGAGAAAGCUAUAUAUGUACGAGUACAAGAGCUGAAAUUGUUGUAUGACUGUGUUUUGCAUGUGAAUAAAUGAAUCCGUCCACACUUUA
This is a messenger RNA of Saccostrea echinata, 824 nucleotides long. Its product is annotated as calmodulin-like. Gene Ontology annotation, molecular function: enzyme regulator activity; calcium ion binding. The coding region runs from base 166 to 648 and encodes 160 amino acids. The transcript has 7 exons. The record is from RefSeq and is a predicted model, not a curated record. Lineage: Eukaryota; Metazoa; Mollusca; Bivalvia; Ostreida; Ostreidae.